UUGUUUUGGUUCCUCCCUCGUCUGACGGCAUCUGGACGGCAUGCAGUAGAUUUGAUUGAAAUGAAAAUGCUGCCCGGAAUUGGUGUUUUCGGCACGGGCAGCGUGGUGCGCAUCAUUGUCCCCUUUUUAAGAGCAAAGGGGUUCGUGGUGGUAGCGAUCUGGGGACGAACACCUGCGUCUGCCCAGAACAUCGCCAAAGAACUUAGCAUACCGUUUUACACCAGCAAAGUUGACGAGGUUCUGCUUCGCAAAGAUGUUGAUUUGAUUUUCGUUCUCUGCUCUCCGCACCUGCACGCGCAAAUUUCGGUCAAAGCUCUCGGAAUCGGGAAACACGUUCUCUGCGACCGCCCGGCCGGGAUUUGUCAAAAUGAUGCACUGAAAAUGGUGAAAGCGUCUCAAUAUUAUCCGUCUCUUAUUUCAAUAGUGAAUCACAGUCUGCGUUUCUUGCCUGCCUUUACUAUGAUGAGGAAAUGCCUCAGGGACAACUACGUCGGGAAACGAAUCGACCUGUGCGACGUCAGAAUCAGGAUUUCCAGUCUCAUCGACGAAACUGAAGGCUACGACUGGACUUGUGAUGAGAGAAUGGGAGGAGGAAUUUUAACCCUAGUUGGAAGCCACGUCAUUGAUUUGCUAUCAUUCCUGACAGGACUACGAGCAACCCGGGUUCACGGAGUCAUUCGAACGUUUGAAAGUGAAACAGCACGAGUUCAAGGCAUCCGCAGGGUGACUGCGCCCGAUUUUGCAACAUUCCAACUUGAGCUGGGUGGACCAAUAAACGACUACAAUUUAUUAACUGGAGACAGACCCCCUCUCCUUGUGACAGUCCAGUUGAUGAGCUCCAACCAGGCAGGCGCGUUCAACCAAGAAUUAGUCAUUACUGGCGAAGCAGGUGCACUUUGGGUCAAAGGUGGUGAUCUUCACGGACGCAGAAAUAAUGCUAAAGAAGAGUGCCUCUAUUUAGAUGUUGAAGAUCUUGAGAAUCCCACUGGCAAUGAGAGUUUACCUCGUCCGUACAUGAAAGGCCUCUUGAAGAUGGUUGGUGCCCUGAGGGAAGCAUUCCAAAGUGUCGAGGACCGUCGGGGGUGGGUCAAAGAACCCGUGGCAGACGCAGCCACCUUUCAGGAUGGUCAAUAUGUACAGGCUGUUAUGGAGGCGCUCCGCAAGUCAAGCAGGCACAUGAGUUGGGAGAGAGUGAUUUUGGCUGAUGAAGAGGAGCAGGACUUGAACAACCCACUCCUCACAAGAGCCGCCGCCAUGCUCAGGCAUCCUUAAAUGUCGCAGAUUUCAUGAACAACGAAAGCAUUUAAUUGCAGAUACAAUUGUUCUCAGAAACACCCAACGAGCAAAGUAUUGUCAACAAUUUAUGUAGUAUUAAUUUAUGCAUUUCAUAACAUUUUACUAAGAUCAUUCCGCCGAUCAUUACAAAUUAAUAUAAUUGUCUUCUUAUUGACACGUUAAGCUCUUUUCCUAACAAUAAAAUAAAAAUAUUAUUUUCACUGUU
This is a messenger RNA of Cloeon dipterum, 1501 nucleotides long. Its product is annotated as glucose-fructose oxidoreductase domain-containing protein 2. The coding region runs from base 61 to 1272 and encodes 403 amino acids. The record is from RefSeq and is a predicted model, not a curated record. Gene Ontology annotation, molecular function: nucleotide binding. The transcript has 7 exons. Lineage: Eukaryota; Metazoa; Arthropoda; Insecta; Ephemeroptera; Baetidae.